AUGGCUUGCGUGACAACCGCCCAGACCUGCGACAACGGUCUCGCGGGUGUCUCCAAUGGCGAUUACUGCUGCACGCUAGGGUGUGGGACGUGCGGAGGUCCGGGCUGCUCUACCAGAGCUGAGGGCUUGGAUGGCAACGAUUGCUGUACUGCGAACAUCGCUCAGAACGGGAUCUUGUGCGCGGAAUCAGGCGCUGCGCCUUGCAUCGGCGACGUCGAAGAUGACGUGCCCACCGAAACAGAGACCAUGGAUCCGUCUUACCUCGGGUGCUACUCUGACCCGGCCGACAGCCGCAUGUUCGUACAGGAUAUCUCCUCUGACGCAAUGACCGCGGAGUGCUGGUGCGGCGCUGAAGGCGCUGACUACGAUGCCAACGGCGAGGGCGUCUGCGACACGCCGUGCGGCGGCAACGACGACGAGAUCUGCGGAGGUUUUUACGCCAUGUCGGUCUACGAGAACGCGAAAAUCGACGAUCCCUCCUACCUCGGGUGCUACUCUGACCCGGCCGACAGCCGCAUGUUCGUGCAGGAUAUCUCCUCUGACGCAAUGACCGCGGAGGUGAGCAACCGACCGGGUUGUUUUCGAAGGCUGCUGUGUGGUAUAGCGAGUGCCUCUCAUUUGAAUCUCGGUUCGUGUUUCUCGCGACUAUGUUUUGUUAUGUUUUACUUGGUUUGGUUAGAGGCCUGCGCCGGCUCGGCAUACUACGGAACGCAGUACUCGGUUGAGUGCUGGUGUGGCGCCGAAGGCGCUGACUACGAUGCCAACGGCGAAGGCAUCUGCGACAUUCCCUGCAGCGGCGACGUCAACGAGAUCUGCGGAGGAUUCUACGCCAUGUCGGUCUACGAGAACGCGGACGACGGAGUACCCAACGAGUUCUCGUGCUCCGGCGACGCCGGAGUGUCGUUCGGCACGUCCUGCUGCGAAGCCGACUGCGGUACUUGCGGAGGCACGGGUUGCAGCAUGCGCGGCUCCGGCGCCGCUUCGUGCUGCACCUCGAGCAUCCAGGCCGCCGGCACCCUUUGCUCCGACUCCGGGGCCGCCCCGUGCAUCCUUUAAGUGUCUGCGCUCGCUGCUAGAUGUUUCGCCGCGUUACGCACAUCUCGCCCGUCACGCGUUGCCGACCAACAAGGCGAUGGUAUCGCUUUUUCUGCACGACAAUCGGUGUCGUUUCAAGCCCUCUUUUAAGACAGGUUAGAUUGGGCUAAUUCGAUCAAUAUCCUUCAGUAGAGGUUUCGAUGGACUUACCCACAAACAACGUGUGGGUUACAGUCGGGUUAGGGUUAUUGACCCGGGACUUGUACUGAUAGCUUGUAUGGAAUAGCGACGAGAGACUGCCAACAUGUACCUGGGUGACGGAACGUUCGCAGAGCAAGGGCAUUUAGAGAGAGAGCCCCGAAGGCACGGAAGAGUAGGAGGGGAGAUCGCUAGGCAGGGAAAUAACUAUACGCCGCCACGAUAGAGGUAUCCUAUGUAUGUGGUAGUAUGCAUAUUGUCGUGGGCUCAGCAAAUCCGGUCUGAGCCGCCGCUUGGUUUUGCGUAUGAUAGUCAACGCGAAACGCCGCCGGGGACCUCAGCUCAGCAAAACAUGCCGUCUAAAUCGUUCGUUUGUGUUUGCCUAGCCCAGUCGACAAAGUUGCUCUCAACAGACUCUGACGAGAGGCCUGUUCGGUUUCAUGAAUCUCUUGCAUCUUGUGUCCAUUCGCCGGAAAGCACACACCUUGAAAGGCUUGCUCCGUUGUUUCCAGCCGCAACGGAGUUGUCUGAAAAAAUUUCGUUAGUGGAGGAUUGUUGUGCGGUCUGCGUUGUUUUGGGGGACACGCAGGGUAGCCACGGUAGACGCGACUACAAGCUACCGUAGCCAUACUGGAUGGAAGGAACGCCAUGCGAAUCGUUUCUGCCGGAUCAUGAAGAAAGUUGUCGGUUAGAAGUAGAACUUGACGCAAUGACGACAUCCAUCGUGCACCAAGAGAUGGAUUUGUACUGUAGUAAUCGCAUCUUGAUGACACGAGAGGGUGCCAUCCUCCUGUGCGCACCGCAUAAAUGAUGGACGCGAUGAUUCACGGGGGUUGUUAUGGUGAUCGGGGAUUCUAUAAUGUAUUCGGGUUGGACUAGUCCGCACUCUGGUUUGACGCUCGAAUUUUUUUGGAAUAUUCAGACGUUUGCUUAGAAAGGGUUGUUCCGGC
Ectocarpus sp. CCAP 1310/34 is the source of this 2183-nucleotide messenger RNA. NCBI's taxonomy places the organism in Eukaryota, Phaeophyceae, Ectocarpales, Ectocarpaceae. The record is from the annotation of a GenBank genome assembly.